Messenger RNA from Pipistrellus kuhlii (Kuhl's pipistrelle), 2429 nucleotides. RefSeq names its product luteinizing hormone/choriogonadotropin receptor (gene LHCGR). The record is from RefSeq and is a predicted model, not a curated record. Gene Ontology annotation, molecular function: luteinizing hormone receptor activity. Gene Ontology annotation, biological process: luteinizing hormone signaling pathway; phospholipase C-activating G protein-coupled receptor signaling pathway; ovulation cycle process. The coding region runs from base 35 to 2128 and encodes 697 amino acids. Gene Ontology annotation, cellular component: membrane. Lineage: Eukaryota; Metazoa; Chordata; Mammalia; Chiroptera; Vespertilionidae. The transcript is spliced from 11 exons.
CAGUCGCCAAAGCCUGCGCUCGGGCUCUCCUGCCAUGGGGCAGCCGUCCCCCGCGCUGUGGCCGCUGCUGGCGCUGCUGCUGCUGCUGCCUCUGGCGCUGCCUCUGCCGCUGAGCCGGGCGCACUGCCCGGAGCCCUGCAGCUGCCCGCCCGACGGCGCCCUGCGCUGCCCUGGCCCGCGGGCCGGCCUCACCCGACUAUCACUCACCUAUCUCCGUAUCAAAGUAAUUCCAUCUCAAGCUUUCAAAGGACUUAAUGAGGUCAUAAAAAUUGAAAUUUCUCAGAGUGAUUCCCUGGAAAAGAUAGAAGCUAAGGCCUUUGACAACCUCCUCAAUUUGUCUGAAAUACUGAUCCAGAACACCAAAAAUCUGGUACACAUCGAGCCUGGAGCAUUUCUAAAUCUCCCCCGGUUAAAAUACCUGAGCAUCUGUAACACUGGCAUUCAAAAGCUUCCAGAUGUUACGAAGAUCUUCUCCUGUGAAUUUAAUUUCAUUCUGGAAAUUUGUGAUAACUUACACAUAACCACCAUACCAGGAAAUGCUUUUCAAGGGAUGAAUAAUGAAUCCAUAACACUCAAACUGUAUGGAAAUGGGUUUGAAGAAAUACAAAGUCAUGCAUUCAAUGGGACGACGCUGAUUUCCCUGGAGCUGAAGGGAAACGCACACCUGAAGAAGAUGCACCACAGAGCCUUCCAGGGGGCCACGGGGCCCAAUAUCUUGGAUAUUUCUUCCACCAAACUGCAGGCCCUGCCUAGCUAUGGGCUGGAGUCCAUUCAGACGCUAAUUGCCACCUCAUCCUAUUCUUUAAAAAAAUUGCCAUCAAGAGAAAAAUUUACCAAUCUCCUGGAUGCUGUAUUGACUUACCCCAGCCACUGCUGUGCUUUUAGAAACUUGCCAACAAAAGAGCAGAAUUUUUCAUUUUCCAUUUUUGAAAACGUUUCUAAACAAUGUGAAAGCACAGCGAGGAAACCAAAUAAUGAAACCCUUUAUUCUGCCAUCUUUGCUGAGAGUGAACUGAGUGGCUGGGAUUAUGACUAUGGUUUCUGCUCACCCAAGACAGUCCGAUGUGCUCCUGAACCAGAUGCUUUUAAUCCCUGUGAAGAUAUUAUGGGCUAUGUAUUCCUUAGGGUCCUGAUUUGGCUGAUUAAUAUCCUAGCCAUCAUGGGAAACAUGACUGUCCUCUUUGUUCUCCUAACCAGUCAUUAUAAACUGACAGUGCCCCGUUUUCUCAUGUGCAAUCUCUCCUUUGCAGACUUUUGCAUGGGGCUCUAUCUGCUGCUCAUUGCUUCAGUUGACUCCCAGACCAAAGGCCAGUAUUAUAAUUAUGCCAUAGACUGGCAGACAGGAAGUGGGUGUGGAGCUGCUGGCUUUUUCACUGUAUUUGCAAGUGAACUUUCUGUCUACACCCUCACAGUCAUCACACUAGAAAGAUGGCACACCAUCACCUAUGCUGUUCAGCUGGACCAAAGGCUACGAUUAAGACACGCCAUUCCGAUUAUGGUUGGAGGAUGGUUCUUUUCUACUCUAAUUGCCAUGUUGCCCCUUGUAGGUGUCAGCAGUUACAUGAAGGUCAGCAUUUGCCUCCCUAUGGAUGUGGAAACCACUCUCUCACAAGUCUACAUAUUAACCAUUUUGAUUCUCAAUGUGGUGGCCUUCAUCAUCAUUUGCGCUUGCUACAUUAAAAUUUAUUUUACUGUUCAAAAUCCAGAGCUGAUGGCUACCAACAAAGAUACAAAGGUUGCUAAGAAAAUGGCAAUUCUCAUCUUCACCGACUUUACCUGCAUGGCACCAAUCUCUUUUUUUGCCAUCUCAGCUGCUUUCAAAAUGCCCCUUAUCACAGUAACUAACUCUAAAGUUUUACUGGUUCUUUUUUAUCCAGUCAAUUCUUGUGCCAAUCCAUUUCUGUAUGCGAUUUUCACAAAGGCAUUCCGAAGGGAUUUCUUUCUGUUGCUGAGCAAAUUUGGCUGCUGUAAACAUCGGGCUGAACUUUAUAGAAGGAAGGAUUUUUCAGCUUAUACCUCCCACUGCAAAAAUGGCUUCAUUGGAUCAAAUAAGCCUAUCCAGUCUACACUGAAGCUAACCACAUUGCACUGUAGAUAUACAGUUGAUGAGACUUGUAAAGAGUGUUAACUGUUCCAUCAGUAACCACAUUACUGAACUAUGCUUAAAUAUGUAGAAAUUAUCUGUACCAGCAAUUUUAACAGAGUUGGUUUUUAGGAGAUUAUUUAUUCUUGGGCACAUUAGGCAAAGAGAGACCUAUACCUAGCUCAAAGUAUGGUCCAUGACCAUCACCAGUCUAAAUACUAUUUGUCUUUGUUACAUGAUAACGUAGAAUACAAAAGUUGGAAGUGUUUAGAAACUUUUACAGCAAUUCUGACAGAAUGAUUUUAUGUCUGUUGAAUCUACUAUUAAAAAGUUAGGUGGCAUUUUA